AGCGCUGGGUUUAGGGAUGAAAUAUACUUUUUAGGACCCAAGUUCCUCGGAAACGACUCCAGACUGGGAAGACCCUCCCAUUUUCAGGAUCGACGUUUCCUGUUGAGAGGAGGGCAUUCAGGACGCCCUAUUAAGGCGUCUCCUGACCCAUGGCCUUACUGAGCUUCUCACAGGACCAGGCUUGGAGCCUGGAGCCUCCAGCUCCCGCGGCUGCUGCCUCGUCCUUUUCCGGACCCCAGGAGGGGAAGGGAGCUGGAAGCCCCGCCGCUCCUGGGGCGCAGCCCCUGGAGAUAAACGGGUUCAUGGUGUGGAGCUCCGCUCAGCGCCUCCAGAUGACGUCGCAGAACCCUACGUUGCACAACUCGGAGAUCUCAAAGCGCCUGGGCGCGCGUGGAAGCUGCCGGGCAGGGACUAAUAGCGGCCCUUCGUGGAGGAGGCCAAGCGGCUCCGCGCCCCGCACCUGCGCUACGACCCCGACACAAGCACAGGCCUCGGUUCAACGCCAAGAGCAAGGGCGCCGGACCUUCCCGCUGCGGACGAGAGGAGGCAGCCUGGUUGGCGGUCCCCGCUCUAGGGGCCAGGAAACGCGACCACCUAGCGGAGCAGGUGCUCUGCUCUCACCCGCUUUCCACACAAACCCUCCAGCCCUCCCAGGGCUCCUGCCCUUUUCCCCUGCGCUUUCCUGCAGACACUCACCUGAACCCAGGGGCUCAGCAGACACUUCCCACUCCUCCCCUCACAUCCACUGCCACCUCCCAAGUCACAUCCUCUCACUCCCCAUCUCAGCCCAGCCCUGUCACCCCACAGGACUCCCUCACCUCCUCCCCCACCAACUGGCACCUUCUUCCCUUUGCCCAAGGACACACCCAGCAAACACACACCUAACUCCCCACAGAACCUGUGCAGGGGAAAUGGGACACACCAUGUCCCCCAUGAUGACCCUGGGAACCCUGGUGAGUAGAGGUGCCCACUUCUGCCCUUGGAUCCCAGAGCCACCUGAUUCCUCCUGGGGAGACAGCCUCAUAGAGAACACUGUGCAUGUUCCUGCAGCCAAACCUGUCUGGCUGCCUUUUCCCAAGGACAAAUAAUGAGAAGCAGACAAACUAGGAAAGAGGGGAAUUUAUUGCUGUAACCAGAUAGAGGGAGAAGACGGAGGUAAUUCCACCAGACCAGCUGAAAGUGUUACCAUUUUCUUAGUGCUUACAUAGGUUGGGGUUAUGUGCCUAUGUACAGUGUAGCUUUCGCCUAGGUCUAUUGGGAACUAAUUUUAUUUCACCUAGAAGGUCAGAGGCAAAAAUGCUCACUAAGUCCAAUUAAAAGGGCCCCAGUACCUUCAUCGCCUGUCUGCUGUUGUGCCAGGGUGAUUAUUUCUAUCUUAUCUCCUUUACAGCUUGGUCAGGAGAGCUGCCUUAGACUCUCCAAUGAAGCUAUUCAAACAACUGCCCCUGCUACCUUGACUUGUCUCAGAUACAGGUCCUGGCACUAGGAAUGAAGACUGUCUCUAUUGUUUUGGCUUGCUCCAGACACACACUGUCUCUCCUAUGACUUCAUCAUCACUCUUAAGUUUAGAUCUGAACCACAGUGGUAUGAAGUUCAAGGCAAGAUGGAUAAAAGGGCUUUUCUUCACUAUGACUGUGUUAACCAUAAGGCCAAAGCCUUUGGUUCCCUGGGAAAGAAAGUCAAUGUGACAAAACCUGGGAAGAACAGACUGAAACACUAAGAGAUGUGGUGGAUUUCCUCAAAGAGCAACUGCCCAACAUUCAAAUGGAGAAUGUAAUAC
Molecule: messenger RNA, 1780 nt
Organism: Callithrix jacchus (white-tufted-ear marmoset)
Lineage: Eukaryota; Metazoa; Chordata; Mammalia; Primates; Cebidae
Source: RefSeq, a predicted model, not a curated record